AUGGAAUUUAAAAUCAUCGGCGCUGUGGCAGUGUUGAUUUACGGAGUACUACUUACUGUCAGGAACAGGGUUCCUGUGAAAGACGUCCACAUCGACGGAUCCUUCGAAGAAUCAUUUCGAUCUGUUUUUGAGGCUCUCAGGUUAGAUUUUUGAAUUGAUUUGUGAAAAUAGUAUGAUGAUUCAGUUACAGACUAAAAUUUUAAUUAAUAGGAAUGAAUGAUAGGUUUCAAGCUCCUCGUCAGAUCUGAAAUGACUUGAGCUCGAUUGUAUCUAGAAGUGUUAUAAAAAAAAACUGACCAAAGUCGACGUAGACCCUUUUGAAGUCCCGUCGAAUUCCUUGAAGCUUGAAAAGAAUUUAGAGAAAAAUGUCGAGAAAAGAUCAAUUUCAAGAAUCCCAGGAACAAUCUGGCGGACGGCUGGGAGCGCGGCGGAGGUUCUUUGGUGGUCUACGUCGGCGGUCGGAAAGUCGUCGACAUCUGGGGCGGCUGGGCGGACAAGGAGACGCGGCGAUUCUGGAAGAACGACACCCUCAACGUCGUCUUAUCCUGCAGCAAGGUCCCGCAACCGGAAGAUCCAUGGGGACUUCAGUUUCAGGCGAUGGGCGCCAUUGUCGUUGCUCAGCUGGUGGACCGAGGUCAUUUGGCCUACGACGACUUGGUCACGAAGCAUUGGCCGGAGUUCGGCCAGAACGGCAAGCAGAAUGUGACUGUACGAUGGCUGAUCGGCCACAAAGCAGGACUCGCUUAUACUGACCAUCCCAUUUCGAAAGAAUUAGCGGAGGAUCCCGAGUUGAUUGACGAGUUCCUCGCCAAACAGGUACAGUUCUGACUGGAACAGGAAUUCUUCUCCAAAAUGACCGAGAUAUAGUUUCUUUCAUUGUUUCAAAGCUCUUUUGAACUUAACUCAAACAGUAGAGAUCUAAGUGAAUCCUUACCUUAUUUGAGAAUUUUUUUUUUACUUUUCUCAUGUAUUUUUAUUGUAAAAAGUGGCGAUGAACCUAUGAACAUACUUUCCCGCAUCCUCUUUUUGGAUUAAACUUGAAAUUUCCAGAAGCCAAACUGGCCUCCGGGAGAGGAGAUCGGCUACCACGCCGUGACCUUCGGAUGGCUGGUCGACGCGAUCGUCCGUCGGACUGAUCCCAAGCGAAGAACUGUCGGGACUUAUUUCCGAGAGGAGAUCGCUGAAAAAUAUGGUCAGUUCCGUAGAAGUCGAAUUGCAAGAAAUAAAGUUGAAGGCGUCGAUUUCCACAUCGGAUUGCCGCCUUGUGAACAACGAAGAGUGGCUCGGAUCACGACUCCGACUUUUUUGGACGCUUUGGAGGAAUUCAUUCACGAUCCGAAAGAUCACAAUAUCCUUGGGUGAACAAUUCAAAUAUACCUUUCAUGAAAGAAUUUUGCAGAUAUUUGAAGGAUAGGUUCAGCAAUGGAUCCCUGACUAAAGUACUGCAGUCCACUCCGUGGCUCAAGUUUGUUGAGGUAGGAAACUGUUGAUUUUCUUCAUUUUUUUUCCAGGUUUUGUUGAGAAAAUACGCGAGCAAGUCUGAAACUCAGUUAGUCCAUGAGGAGGGGUUGACUUGCAAAAUUAGAAAAAUAAGGUAUAAAAUAAGUUUUAAGCUCUGAAGAUAGUAUUGGAACAAAUUAGAAAAAGACUUUAGCUUUAGGAGGUAGUACAGAUGUUAAUUUAGGAAGGCUUGGGAGGAGGUAUUGGCCGCCUUAAAAAGUGGUCCGCCCAUGAGAAUUCUCCGGCGUAAAGAAAAAUGGUUUUGAAAAAAGAAAAAGCUCAUGCGAAGAUUUCAGUAAGACUAACUUUUGGUUUUUUUUUUCUUCUAAUAUUUCAUUUUCUUCAUUCAAAAAAAUCAGUUCGAUGCAUUUUUUCAGACGACGACACUGAACAAUCCUGAAAUCCAGGCACUGGAACAAGUCGGCGUCCUCGGCCUCGGCACAGCCAGAAGCAUGGCACAAGUCUUCGAACUUUUGAGGUUCGCUCCCUCGGAACCUUGUCUCUAUCAAAAGAACACUAUGAAUAGCUUUUCGACCUUUUUUCCCCCUCAUUCCCGAGUUUUGUGAUCAAUUUCUGUGCUCCUUGAACACCCAGUGAGAAACUUCUGACAAAAUACUCGAGUCAUUUUUCUAUUUCUCCAGAAAUGAAAAGACCGUUAAUUUUUGAAGUAUGUGUUUACUUCAGAACCGGCAAACUUCUGAGCGACAAAGGACUCAAAAAUCUCUUGAGCAACUUCGAAGCGAAGACUGACGUCAUCUCGGGAGUGACUGUGGCCCGAGGACAAGGCUUCAUGAUGAAUGAAAUCCAUCAUAACGGGGUAUUGGAUCUUCUGGAACCUUCGAAAGAAUUUCGACGAUUUUUCAGAGAAAAAUAAAGUUGUAUGGACACGCCGGCUAUGGAGGGCAAAAUAUAAGGACGGAUUUCGAGAAUGACGUCACGAUCGCCUAUCUGAGCAAUGGCCUUAAGGUUUUCGAAGAUUUUUUUUUCCUCAAUCGUAUAGUUUUUCGAAAAAAAUUUUUGAAGCAGUAACUGCUAUACCUUCUGUUGAAAAAGCUAGAAAACCAAAAAGAAGGAUUUUUGAAGUUCCUAGAAUAUUUAGAGAUUUUUGGUUUUUCUUUUUGACUUUACUCUGUAUCCCAAAAGCUCUUUGAAAAUAAAAUUGAUGGAAUUAAAAAAAAAAUCUUUUUUAUGUUUUCUACUGCACGAACUUUAUAGAAAUUAAUAUUUUUUCAGGUUGGAUUCGGAGACGCAGCGAGAACUUACAAACGACUUCUGAAAGCCAUUUACGAUGUUGUUUUGCCGUGAUUUCAAUUCUUUUUUUCAAAAAUCAGGUACAAACGAAAACGAACUUUUUAUUUUUUGGUUUUUGAUUCGCAGCCAUUCAGGUCUGUUAUCACCGGGUCAGUUUUUGUGCUUUAUUUGUUGUUCAUUUUUUUUUCUAUGAUUAACAUUUUUCAAAGAUCCUUGAUGGUUUUUUCGAAAGAUAUUUUUUAUCUUUGCCUUAUUUCAUGUAAGACUUCUGCGCUUUUAAAAACUCAGAAAAAAAUUGUUUGAACAGAUUGUCAUAUAAUGUAUCGUGUGAUUUGUUAGAUUCUUUGAAAAUAAAUAUGUGAAUGGACUUCCUAGUGCAGUAAAAGGAGUCAAGAAGGUUCGGCAACAAAAACAGUUUCCUUUGGAUGCUGACUGGAAAGUUUUUUUUCGAGUUCACAGCCGGCCUGGGCAAAUAUUCGUUGCUUACACGAAUAUUUUCUCCGAAGAGCUAUUCUUUCUCUACGUGUUUACUGAGUUUUCUAAUUUCUGACGUUCUGUAGCUUCUGGAACGAUUUCUUCUAUCAAUUUUUGUAUAUUUGUUAUUAAUAACUGAAGUAAAGGAAGACAUCGGCUUCUCGAAAUAGCUGAAAAAAAAAUAGAAGGAAGCACUCGGCAAACGCUUUUUUUAAGUAUUGAAGCUGAAGCUCGCUUUUCAGAAUCGCGUGUUUUUUUUCCGUUUGUUGUGAUUUUAAUUACAAGCUCCACGUGCAAAGUGUUACGUUGCCACUGAAGAAACACAUUAUUCAUGGACUCUUGACGACGGAGACGUUCAUUGUUGGUUUCCCGUAGCCCCGUUGGAUUCUAGUUUUUGGCUCUUUCCAAUUUUAAGAAAGAAUUAGAAACAAAAAAUAUGGUAUUAAUUGUUAAAAAGGCCUUCAUGUGUUUUUUUUUAUCAAAUACAGUUCCAUUGAAAUAAUUCUCUUCUGAUUUUCUAGGUCUUCUAAAAUGUCGAUGUAUAAAAUUUUUUUCCAAAAGUUAAACUUUUCAAAGCUUUCAAUUUCUUCAGAACUUUGCAGUUGGACCAUUCCAAACAGUCUUUACCAAAUGGCAUCGAAAGUCAACAGCGCCUCAUAAAACACGAAAAUGUUUGUUUUGACUCACAACUCCAAUUUUUUUCGGCUUUUUUUUAUUCUUUCCUGUAAAAAUGUUUCGCUAGUCAGACUUUUUAUUGGGUCAGCUUUGAACAAAAAAGAACUGACUCCAGUGGAGAGUUUGAAUUUGGUUUAAACUUCUGGUAGCUGCUUCAAAACUUCUUUCAAAUAAAUUAUUUUUUAUAAAAAUGUUCAUCCUGGAAUGCCCUUCCUUUAAUAAUCAAGUAUUGUAUACCUGUUUUUCUCAUCGUUCAAGGAAGGUCCGAAGGUUUCUGACGUCUCUCGAUCUUUUUGUUUUGUUGUGCUCUCUGUUACCCGGUUAUCUCUACAGGUGGCUUUGAAAAUGGUUUUGAACAUUGUGACGACGUUUUUUCGCGUCGUUUUCGCCUGGCUUUUUUGGCUCGUCGCGGCGAUUAUUGCUGCCUUCAUCUUCGCCUACAAGAACACCCGACGAAGGCAAGUCUUCGUCGACGGAUUCGUCGAUCCCGCCUUCUCGCCAGUUCUCCGAGAGUUCCGGUUGGUCCUUCGUUUUAUUAUUUUUCGUGACUCAAAGAGCUCUUGAAAUCUUGAAGUUGACGUCUUUGGAGUUUUAUUAUCUUCCAAUUUGGCUUCUAUUUUGAAGUUGAAGGUGAGCUUGAUUUAAAUAAAAAGAUUAUUGGUUACACCGUUAAGCGAAAAAAAAAGCACGGACAAGUCAGAGGGGGUGGCGAAAAAUCCUUUCCAUCCUAGACUUCAAAUCGAUAGUUUUUUUUAUUUGGUAACUAAAACCGGACAAGAAUCGGACACGUCGGGGCAUUUAUAGUGAGCGUCAGAAAUUUCAAGGGAUUCCGUGAACUGUGCUCAGAAACGGCCGGUUUUUGUUACCGAGUCUUUCUUGAGCCCGCCUGAAGUCAAAAUCCGAUUCAAACUGAUUUUUAAUCGGAAGUUAUUUCAUUUGUAGAUCUAAAGAUUGUUCUUGAUUCAGACGGAACUUCGAGAAAGGAGUCGAGAGAGACGGCGCGGCUUUCUGCGCCUUCUACCGCGGUCGUUGCGUCGUCGACGUCUGGGGCGGCUAUGCGGACAGAGAAGCCGAACGUUUCUGGUUCAAAGACACGAUGCAAAUCACUUUCAGCUCUAGCAAGGUGAGACUCUUCAGCCCAUUUCCGGGAAAAUGGAGAAAAAUAUUUUAAUCCCAAAAUUAAAAAAUGCAUAUAAAUUUCGGCGAAAGUUAGUAAAAAAGAUAAUUAUUCACCUACAAAGUAGAUAUUUUUCAACCUGUCAGCGCUCCAGUCAACUUUUUGCCUAGUGAUUUAUUUCAAUGGCUAUUUGAGGAUUUUUCGCUUAAGAGAACUACUCGUUCGGAAGGUUUUGAUUGGUUCAGAGUCUUUGAGGCCUAAGAUACCUCUAUUUUUUAACUGUUGGUAAUUAGUCUUUUCAAUAAACCACUAAUAACUUUCCGUGAACGCAUUGUGUAUUGUAAAAAGAGAGCUAUAUAAUAAAAAGAAGUGCAUCGUACAAGUUUUUCAUUUUCCAGGCUUUGGCGGCGAUUUGCAUAGCCAAACUCGUUGAUCAAAAGUUGAUUCGUUAUGAAGACAGAGUUUGUGAUUUUUGGCCCGAGUUUGCCAAAAACGGCAAAGAAGCUGUUACAGUAGAAAUGAUAAUGACACACACGGUAAGUCUGUCUUUGAUGUCGGCAUGUCUUUUUGUUUGAGUUCAGGCUGGUUUGCCAAAAAUCGAUUCCAAGUUGAGUUGGGAAGACGCCAGAGAUCAUGUCAGGAUGUCAAAAAUCCUAGAGAAUCAAGUGGGAAUUUUCUUUUUUUUGGAAGUAAGGAAACUUCAGACGCCAGUGUGGACACCCGGCACAAAAGUCGGAUAUCAUUGCUUUUCCUACGGCUGGCUGGUCGACCAGAUCGUCAGACGUGCUGAUCCUAAGAAGCGGAGCAUCGGAAGCUUCUUCCGAGAAGAAAUUGCCGAGAAGCACAGUUAGUCGACCCUUUGUGGGAAGGUGUUCUUUUUUUGAAACGACUUGAAAAGCUUUUGCCGCAUUUAGAAUGGUCGGGUCGCGGAACGGCUGCGGGAUGAUUUCUUAAAAAUGUAACUAGCUUUGGUUAAAGUUUACUUCUUACGGACCUAAAAAGGGCUACCAAAACUUUUUCAGGUUGAAUCUUUGAUAAUUUAUAGACCUUUCGAAGGGGUGAACGAAGUUAUUAAAAACUUUUUUUUCAUCUGAGUUUCUGUGGAAAAAUUUGUUUUACCUGUGAUACUGGUGGUGAUAAUAUCAUAAUAAGUUUUCAAAUUAAAAUUUUUGAAUGAAAAAUAGCUUCCAAGCAUUUCCUGUACAUUUUCGACCGUAUUUUUCCGGUAUCCUAUGGCGCUUGGCAGAUAAUUAUUUUUUUUUCCGAGACGCUGAAUUUCCUACCAAAGUAUUUUGAACCAGAUCCUCAAUGUUUUAAAACAAGAAUUUCAGCCACUGAGUCUAACAAGGUUCUCAGAAAAAUAAUGCUCGAUAUUCUGCUUUUAAGAAGAAAAAAAAACCGUUCCAGACCUCGACAUCCACAUCGGAUUGCCAUUGGAGCACGCUUGGCGCGUCGCCAGAAUAACUCCUUCCUCGGUCUUGGAACGAAUUGAAGAAUAUAUCGAGGACCCGGGUUUUUUCAUGGCCUCUGUUCAGGAAAACUCUUGAAUUUCAGAAGUGGUGGACUACCCGUUCUGGGCGAAGCAAAUGAUGUGCAGAGGACUCACUUACAACGUUGCAACCAAUCCUUCUUGGAUGCAGACCAUCCGAGUAGGUUUCUUUCAAAUAAGUUUCGUCAAUAAAAGAAAAAUUCAACGUGAAGAAAACCUAACUCAUUUCCAAUCGCACCUUUUUUCGCGCUUGAUGAUCUUUGCCAACUAUCGGGUUGAUCAACUUAAUCAACUGAUAGAAAUGUUGUUUAGAAGAGAGAAAAGAGAGAUUGAAAGAGAAGUUACAGAAAGUGACUUUGAACAAUCCGGAGAUGUACGCGUUGGAACAGACGGCGGCGUUGGCCAUCGGGACCGCCAGGGACAUGGCUCGACUGGCUCAGCUCGUGAUCGACGGAAGCAUCGUCAGUGAGGUUAGUUCUGGGGGAGCACUGGUAGGAAGUCUGAAACUUGUCAGGAAAGUGGGAUUUUGUAGCGUUUUGGAUGUUAUAUUAUGUCAGGGAUUGUUCGGAUCGUCUUAUUGCUGUGAUUUUAAUUGGACAGUUCCAAAGAAGAAAGUUUUUAGCGCUAAUAAAGAAACUUUCGACUUUCGAAACUGCCUUUUUUGUGCGUAGAGACCGCAAUACUACGCUGCUUUGUCGUUGAAAGCUCCAAUUUUAAAUUGCUCUAGAAAUUUCUAUUUUUCCUUUUAGUGAAUGUGAAUGUAUGUGGUAUGUAGUUCAGAGAUGUCGUUAUGAAGAUAGUUUGAAAACAAGAGUUUUUUUUUUUCAAAUUUAGAGCUUUGCUUUUUUUCUACUAUCUCAAACUACGGAGUUGAAUUCUGAAAAUCAUGUUCAAGGAGACUCUUCGAUUGCUCAACGAGCCGCUGGUCAAGUGGCGGGACGUCGUGACCAACGCCUGUGUCACUCGAGGCCGUGGCACCACUGUAGUUGACGUCGUCGUUCCCGGAGUACGCUUCUUCGUUGUUUCUCUCUUCAAAGAAUAUUUCUAGAAGAUCCACUCCAAGCUCGUGGGCCAUGCCGGCUUGGGCGGUCAGAACUUCCGGUGGGAUCGCGAAAACGAGAUUUCUCUUGCCUACUUGAGCAACGCUCUCAAGGUCUGAUUGUAAAUACAUAAAAAACAACAUUUUUUAUUGUUUCAGAGCGGUUUGGGCGAUCGUGCCCGACCCUACGUUCGUCUACUAAACCGCUUCUACGAAUGUAUCCCUGGCAACUCCGAAACGGAUUCUUUCGUCUUGGCAGCCAGCUGA
Caenorhabditis auriculariae is the source of this 7812-nucleotide messenger RNA. NCBI's taxonomy places the organism in Eukaryota, Metazoa, Nematoda, Chromadorea, Rhabditida, Rhabditidae. The record is from the annotation of a GenBank genome assembly.